AUGGCGGCGCGGUGCGCGGCGUUGGCGCUGGCGUGGUGCGCCUGCGCCGCCGCACCCGCCGCGCCCCCCUCGCCAUCUGCGCCAGUCUCGCCAUCCGCUUCGCCCAGCACACAUCCCCCGCCCCUGCGUACUUGCGACACCCUGUUGCUGCGCAACCCGCCGCCCAUGCCUCCGCAUGUGCGCGAGCACGAGGCGGCUGUGGCGCAGACGGCGCGUGCGCUGGCCGAGCUGGUAGAGACGGGCGCGGCGGACGAGGCGCGCGCGGCAGCAUUGGCCCGCACGGCCGCACGAGCUCCGCUGCAGCCGCCGCCCGCCGCCGUUGCGCUUGGCGCGCCGCAACUGCACCUCGGCGUGCUCUAUCGCGCGGACCCGCCGCCGCCGCGCCUCUUCAUCUUCCAGCAGAACAAUUCCGUCGCAUUGCAACUCUUCUGGAGGAGCCUCGCCUCGGCAUGGAACGCAAGCGCCGUGAUCUGGUCCAACGCAUGGUUCUCGUGUGAGGAGGACGGCGGCAGUUGGUGGAGCGGCGCAGCGGCGGCGCGAGGCGCGGGCGGUGCGCGGGCGGCCGCCGCGAUCUUUCGCCGCCUGCCCGCCGUGCCGUGCGAAGAGACCAUGUACGACUGGCUCGGCGGACCGCCACCCUGCGACCCUGCUACAACAGAAUGCCGUGCCGUGCCAGUUUUUGGUUCGUCGGAGCGACGUUUAGAGUACGAGUGUGAGUGCCGCGCGGGCCAUUGGCGCGCGGGAGGCGAGCGGGUGCGCGGCGCGGCGUUAGGCGCGGGGCUCAGCUGCGUGUCGUGCACGCAGGCGGGCGCGGAGUGCGAGGCGCAAGCGCUCCGCGCGGCCUUGCUGCCCGCCAACCUUGCCGGCAUGCUGCUUUGUUUCCUUAUAGGCAUAGUCAUUUUUAAAAAACGGAAAUGUAAAGCUGUUGCGAUGGGCAUGUGGACAGUGCUGGAGGUGGUUCUCCUCGGAGUCAUGCUGAUGUACGCUUCCGCGGCAUCGCAGUUCAUAGAGGACGCAAGAUGGCGUUGCAUAGUAGGAGCGUGGUUACGCGAGCUCGGCUUCGUAGCGUGCUACGGGUCUGUAGUGCUACGCCUGUGGGUACUGCUCGCAGAAUUCCGCACUAGGAAGGCGCAUCGGUGGACUCCGAAAGAUGCCGAGGUGUUGCGCGUUGUGGGUGCAAUGCUGGCGGGGUGCGCGUGCUACCUGGCCGCGUUCACGGCAACUUCAGCGUGCGUGGAGGACGUAGCGGUCGCGGGGGGGUGCGCGCGCGCCGCCUGGCACCACGUCACCGGUGCCGCGGAGCUGCUUCUCCUUAUAGCCGGUAUUCGCACCGCGCACGCUGCAAGGAACGCUAAUGUUCCCUUCCAGGAGCGUACUUGGCUGGCUGCGGCGCUGUGGGUGGAGUGCGCGUGCGGUGUGACGUGGCGGCUGGUAGCGGCGGUGGGGACCGCGCCGGAGACCUCUGCGCUGGCCGCCUCCGUACGCGCGCACCUCUCCGCCGGCGCUGCGCUCGCUUGCGUUCUCGCGCCCCGGCUCUGGCACGGCUACCGCACUAGGUCAUUGGCGCAGGAGGUGUCGCGGCGCGGGCCGGCGGAGGGUUUCGGCGCGGAGGGCGAAGAGGAGCCGACGUCGGAGGAGGUGCGCGCCGAGCUCAAGCGGCUGUACAUACAGUUGGAGAUCCUGCGCAACAAGACGCUGCGCCGCGACAACCCGCAUAUCAGCCGGCGCCGCGGUGGCAGGAAGCCGCCGCACAGGCGCUUCUCGCUCCAGAAAAAAGGCAGCCGCGAAAAGGCCCUGCAAGCGCGUCGAGGAUGCAAGAAUAAACCGGGCGCAAACACUAGUAUGGCGGAGGCGAGCGAGGCAGGCGAUGCUUCUAGAACUCCAGAAGAUUCUGUAUGCUCCGGGGAAGGACCAUCUCAUUACACUGACGGAGAUCAAGCAUGAUGCAUCACGUGAUCUGCCAUGCGAUAAAUAUUUAUCAUUGUUGUUUGUUAGAUUUAAGUGAACGGCAAUAUGAAUUUGUUGUAUUCAUUAGAAAUU
Molecule: messenger RNA, 2040 nt
Organism: Papilio machaon (common yellow swallowtail)
Lineage: Eukaryota; Metazoa; Arthropoda; Insecta; Lepidoptera; Papilionidae
Gene: smog
Product: probable G-protein coupled receptor 158
Exons: 10
Coding region: 1-1944 (647 amino acids)
Biological process (GO): G protein-coupled receptor signaling pathway
Cellular component (GO): membrane
Molecular function (GO): G protein-coupled receptor activity
Source: RefSeq, a predicted model, not a curated record